Messenger RNA from Prinia subflava (tawny-flanked prinia), 3220 nucleotides. It is a transcript of the gene DUSP15, whose product is annotated as dual specificity phosphatase 15. The transcript is spliced from 19 exons. Lineage: Eukaryota; Metazoa; Chordata; Aves; Passeriformes; Cisticolidae. Gene Ontology annotation, biological process: protein dephosphorylation; regulation of transcription by RNA polymerase II; immune system process. Bases 666 to 2900 code for a protein of 744 amino acids. Gene Ontology annotation, cellular component: nucleus. Gene Ontology annotation, molecular function: DNA-binding transcription factor activity, RNA polymerase II-specific; protein tyrosine/serine/threonine phosphatase activity; RNA polymerase II cis-regulatory region sequence-specific DNA binding. The record is from RefSeq and is a predicted model, not a curated record.
GGCCCCGGCCUGAUCCCCCCGCCCUGUCCCGGCCCCGCGACCCCCGGCCUGACCCUCCCUGCGGGCUGGGGACGACAGGCAGUGCUGGGGAACCCGUCAGCCCUGCCCCUCGCUGGCACUGCCCAUCCUGCGGCCCUGCCAAGUCCCCGGGACACUCCUGCAGCCCCCCGGUGCAGCCUUGUGCGGCCGCGGGCAGCGGCGACAGGCAGCAGCCAGCGCGGCCCCGUGCUCCCACGCCACGGCGCAGGGGGGGAGUUUCUCCUCCUUUGUGUGCUCCCGGCCAGGCAGCAGCAGCCGGUGCGCGGCAGCGCCGGAGCGGCCGGGGAAGGGCCUCGGCAGGAGCCGCGGAGGACGGCGGCCGCGGCCCCCUCUGCCCCGGCACAGCCACCGGCCCGGCCUCGCCGCGCCGGGAACGAGCAGCGAUCCCGGGGGAGCCGAGCUCUUCAUGACGAGAACCCGACCAGGCAGCGGGGACGGCAGCUGCGCCCGGGGACGGGGAGGACGGCAGCACUGGGGACAAGGACACCCGCGCUCCGUCCCCACCCCCGGCGCCCGCCGUCGGCCAUGGGGAACGGCAUGAGCCAGUGCUGUUAACAGAGGCCUUGUCAAGUAAUUAUCUUUUCAUCGUGAGAAGUGGAAUUUCCCAGGGGACAUGAGCUGAAAGCAUGGUGUCCGGAGCAAUCUGUGCCUGGGCUGUGAGAAAUGGGCUUCCUGCAGUGCAGUGUGAGAUCCUUCCUGGCCUCUACCUUGGGAACUUCGUUGAUGCCAAAGACCUGGAGCAGCUAAGCCGGAACAAGAUCACCCACAUUGUUUCGAUCCAUGAAUCCCCCCAGCCCUUGCUGAAGGACAUUACCUACCUCCGCAUCCCCCUGCCUGACACCCCUGAAGCCAACAUCAAGAGGCACUUCAAGGAAUGCAUCAGUUUUAUCCAUCAGUGUCGCCUGCAUGGAGGGAACUGCCUCGUCCACUGCCUCGCUGGCAUUUCCCGCAGUACCACCGUGGUCGUUGCCUACGUCAUGGUUGUCACGGAGCUGAGCUGCCAGGAGGUGCUGGAUGCCAUCCGAACCAUCCGGCCCGUUGCCAACCCCAACCCCGGCUUCAGGCAGCAGCUGUCUGAGUUCGGCGGCAGCGCAGCCCGCAAGGUCCGCAGGCACCUGAAGCAGAGGUAUGGGACAUCACCUUUCAAUGAUGAGGAAGAAAUAAAGGCCUUGCUGCCAGUAGGGAGAGAAGGAACGUCCAGGACAGAGGGAGCUGUGCAAGGACUGGUCCCCAGAGCCAGAGACAUGAGGAGCACAAGUCCCUUCCUGCUGCGGGUGAAGAGGACGUUCUCUUGCAUCCCCGCUUGUCUGAAAGCGGUUUUCCCACCAGCAGCACAAGCUCCCAGCAUCCAGGUGGCUGCGGAGCAGGGACACACCAGUGUGCCAGCAGUGUGCCUGCCCCCCUCCCGCGAGUGCAGGGUGUCUGUGUUGAGAUAUACACCCGGUGCAGGUAUCGACCCGUCCCCCCCCCGUCUUGGGGCAGCCAGAACCUACGGCGUGGGCCAGGAAAGGGAAAGUGAAAGCCGGAGCCGCUUUCGGUUUCGCCGCCGGGCCGCGAUGGCGGAGCCGGGGGCGCCCAUGCGGCUGAAGGAGUGGCUGAUCGCGCAGAUCGACAGCGGCCGGUACCCGGGGCUGCGCUGGGAGAACCGGCACCGAACGCUCUUCCGCAUCCCCUGGAAGCACGCAGCCAAGCAGGAUUACCGGCAACAGGAGGAUGCUGCGCUCUUCAAGGCUUGGGCCGUGUACAAGGGGAAGUACCACGAAGGGACGGACAAGGCCGACCCCUCCACCUGGAAGACGCGGCUGCGCUGCGCCCUCAACAAGAGCACCGACUUCCAGGAGGUGCCCGAGCGGAGCCAGCUGGACAUCUCCGAGCCUUACAAGGUGUACCAGAUCGUGACUGACAGAGCCUGUGAUGCAGAGGACAGUGACACACAGUCCCCAGGCAGUGACGACCAGCAGGUGAGCCUGCCCUGUGCCGUCCAGGCAGGGGAGAAGGGCAGCACUGCAGGGAGUCCAAAGAAGGAGGAAAGCCAAAAGGACAUGCUGGAGAGUGCCCACAUGUCUCCACAGGCCCGGCUCUCCGGCCACCCAACCGAGAGAGAGUGCCUUGUGAGGGGAAUCUUCUAUGGCUGGAACCCGACCCAUGGCCAGUUUCUUCCUGGGCCCCAGUCCUACCUCCCUGCAGAGGACGUCAACAAUUCAGACUGCUGGCUCCACAUCCGCCUGUACUACUGCGACGUGCUGGUGAAGGAGGUGACCACCCGCACGGCCGAGGGCUGCCGCAUCACCACCAGUGCCAUGCCGGCCAGCAGCGAGCACCUCUACGGCCCCUCCUGCAUGGAGCAGAUAAAGUUCCCCCCACCACAGGUGCUCAGUGGCCAUGGCCACGUGGCCUGCAUGACCGACGUGCUGGAGCGGCUCUUGCCCCACCUGGAGCGCGGGGUGUUGCUGUGGGUAGCACCUGAGGGGGUCUUCAUGAAGCGCCAGUGCCAGGGCAGGGUGUACUGGAACGGGCCGCUGGCCCCGCACAAGAACUGGCCCAACAAGCUGGAGAGGGAGAAGACUUACAAGCUGCUGGACACACAGCAGUACAUACAGCAGGUGCAGGAGUACCUGAGCAAUGGGCAGUUCAUGCCUCAGUACCAGAUCUAUCUGUGUUUUGGGGAGGAAUACCCCACCAGAGCUGGGCACCCCUUCCAGAAGCUCAUCAUGGCUCACGUGGAGCCGGUGUUCGCACGGGAGCUCUUCCAUCAUGCCCAGCGCUUGAGGCCAACGCUGUUCUGCAAUUCCCCCCAGCCCUGUGCCCCUGGCACCUCCAGCCACGUUUUCCGUGUCCUCAAACAGCUCUGCCAGCCCUGAACCGAGUGGGAGAGGAGAGCCCAGUUGCCAUAAAGUCUCAGAGUGGGAGACUCUAAGCCCCAUGGCCCCACUCCAACUGUAUGUCCUGAGGCAGUGUGCUCAGGGUGCUCAGUGUGCAGGAGUAGACAAGGACGGAUGUUAGCUGGGGUGGGCAGGUGCUGCUGCCCCUGUAAUUGCUGUAUUUAUUCCCCAGGAGUCCCCCAGGUGGGAUCUGUUGCGUGCCUGUUCAGCAAGCCAGGGCAGACCUGGCUCCACCCUUGCACCUUGUGCUGCCAGGACUCGUCAUUGCAAACCUUAGAAAUAAAGGUUGUGUUUUCAUA